Alternaria metachromatica is the source of this 666-nucleotide messenger RNA. RefSeq lists its product as uncharacterized. Bases 1 to 666 code for a protein of 221 amino acids. The transcript has a single exon. Lineage: Eukaryota; Fungi; Ascomycota; Dothideomycetes; Pleosporales; Pleosporaceae. The record is from RefSeq and is a predicted model, not a curated record.
AUGGACCGUCUCUCAACCGAGCUAGACGAAAAGAUCAUCCAGCAACUGGCCGGAAGGGAAGCGUCUGCUCUUUCCAUGACAUCAAAGUACUAUCGAUCGCUUGCAGAACAACAGCUCUACCGAGAGCUCACUUUCUCGACCAAGCAAUGUAUGGACUUGAUGUUGUUACUCGAGACGCUUGUUGAUCGUCAAGAUCUCGCAAAGCACAUUCAUUCCUUCACUAUAACCACAAAUGGGACGCCAGAGUUUACCUUGGCUUUUGACGCUAUAUUCUUCCCCCGCUUCCAGAGUAGAAUCAAUGAGUACGAGCGAGUUAUCUGGGACUUUGUUCCAUCAUCGUCAAGAAGUCGAGCCGAGCGAUGGCUUGAGCAGAUGUAUCAAGGAGAGCAAGUGAUCGACGGACAGCUCGCGGUUAUCUGCUGUCUUUCUGAAAACAUGAAGCAUCUGACACUAGGUGGUGUCUACCCGUCCAGUCUUCCGAUCACCCUGUCAGUCCUCGAAACGUCCUGGAGCAAAGUCAGUGCCGGCUUUCAGAGUAGCGGAGGAUACAGGGGAACAACCUGGAGGUUUAGCAAAGACUCGACCCAGCCUGCAGAGGGCAAAAUACUCUCUCCAGAUGGGAGCGAAUGGUCUAUAGCGGACGGACAUUUGGUGCGAUGCCGAUAG